AUGCGGAACUCGUCACCGAAUGGGAAGGAUAACCCCUCCCUGGCGAGUAAGCCAACUGUAACACUGCAUGGUGUGAUUCACAAGCGUAAACUAGGGUCGGUCAAUUUCACCCGUUGCUGGGCCGAGUACCGAGACGGCUUCGGUGAUCUGACGGGGGAGUUCUGGCUGGGCAACGAGGUAGUCCGCAAGCUGACCUCGGAAGGCACUUGGAAUCUACAUAUUACAAUGGACGAAGCAGGAUAUGCAUACCCCAAGAAAUUAAGAUUGAAGCAGUUCAAGAUCGCAGGUGACAACUACACACUACAUGUAAAUCCAUUGCAACCAUGGGAACGUCAUUACUCAGCAGGUAAGUCUUUCACUGACGUUUCCGUAGGCCAGCCGUUCUCAACCUACGAUCGCGACAAUGACGCCGAUGGCAACGCCAAUUGUGCCGCUCAGCUGAAGGGAGGCUGGUGGUUCAAGACUUGUACUGGAGGAGUCGGGAAUGUGGAUCUCGUGCCGACUAACCUGAAUGGGGAGUAUUCCUAUCCCGUCAACUACACGGGGCAAGAUUACCGCGGUGUGAGGUGGGCUGGUGCGCUUGAGUUUGGUGGCCAAAUACUAUCUUGCCGCCUCGCGAUUCGUAUGACUUAAUGUUCUCGGCUCACUCUGUAUUUCGCUUUUGGUAAAUUUGAACAGACACUUGU
This is a messenger RNA of Patiria miniata (bat star), 686 nucleotides long. RefSeq names its product ficolin-3-like. The record is from RefSeq and is a predicted model, not a curated record. The transcript is spliced from 3 exons. The coding region runs from base 1 to 633 and encodes 210 amino acids. Lineage: Eukaryota; Metazoa; Echinodermata; Asteroidea; Valvatida; Asterinidae.